This is a messenger RNA of Neopsephotus bourkii (Bourke's parrot), 1148 nucleotides long. RefSeq names its product COMM domain containing 5 (gene COMMD5). The transcript is spliced from 7 exons. Gene Ontology annotation, cellular component: nucleus. Lineage: Eukaryota; Metazoa; Chordata; Aves; Psittaciformes; Psittacidae. The record is from RefSeq and is a predicted model, not a curated record. The coding region runs from base 31 to 711 and encodes 226 amino acids.
CGCCCCUGGCGCCAGCGGGACGGUGCGGCCAUGGCGGCGGCGGUGGCGGCGGGCAGGGCCGCGGCCCACGGGCACGGCGAGAGCGGUGGCGGCCGCGGCGGCGGCUUCCUGGGGCCGCGGGUGCCGGCCGAGGUAGAGGCUAUGGCUCGGGUCCUGCAGGACAUGGGCAAGGAGACCUUCCGGCGGCUCCUCAGAGUCACUGUUAAUGCGCUGGAAGGAAAAGACUGCAAGGAAUCUGUCAAGCUUAUUGCAGAAAGCUCUAAUCUCUCAGAAGAGCAACUUGCUUUCCUCAUUUCUGGCAUGUAUACCCUCCUGCGAGAGGCAUUGAGACUCCCCUUAUCAACUUUCAAACAAGAAGUUUUUAAGGAAGACCUAAAGGAGCUCAGGAUACCAGAAGAUUUCAUUGUGGACUUUUCCAGUAUAGUCUUUGGAAACAGGCGUCCCACUUCCGAAGCCACAGCUCUCAUACAAGGAAGUAGGCUGCCAAGUGUCCAGGACUUCAGGUGGAGAGUGGACGUAGCUAUAUCCACAAGUUCACUGGCCCGUGCACUUCAACCAUCCAUUCUAAUGAUGCUGAAGCUUUCGGAUGGGACAGCUCAUCGCUUUGAAGUGCCAGUUGCAAAGUUUCAAGAACUGAGAUACAAUGUUGCCCUUAUACUGAAGGAAAUGAAUGACUUGGAGAAAAGGAGCAUACUGAAGAUCCAGGACUGAACACUUUGAAACUGGGAGUUUACAGAACAGAUGUGAAAACACCCUCAGUGUGUUUGGUGAAUGGCAAAGCAGGGAAGCGUCACCACUUUGCCUCUCUGAACUUUGAAGUGGCAUUUAUGGUCAUUUAUGGUGUUUAUGAUGCCUGCUGUAAAUAUGUUUUCAUUUCAAGCCUUAAAAGCACAAGGUCUUUUCGUAAGACUUAGGAAAAAAACAAAACCAAAUCUAUGAAAAAGCAUAAUGCUCUUUGUGAGAAUUAUUGCAUGAUUCAUCAAAACAUUUUCUAAAUAACUGUCUUAAUAGAUGUAGGAGUCAUUUAUUUCUGAUUGUGAUUCAUCAUUCUCAGUAUUUUUGAAAGCCUUCUACCGGAAGCCCCGUCAGUGUGUAUCAGAAGAAAGCUCUUGCAGUACCUCAAAUAAAAAAUACAACAACAAAAAACA